UUAUAUAUAUAUAUAUUUUAUUACCGGAGCAUUUCGAAAUAUACUAAUAAUAAAACAAAUGAAUAAUUUUACAACCGGUAAUGACGUCAUGUAUUUGUCGGAGUAUACACGUGAUCCUGUUACUAUAGCAACCAAAGUUGUCGUUAGCUACAGAUAAGGAGAACCAGAUUUCUUCACUUUCGUCUAAUUGGGAGUGGUUGUGUUCUUGCAAAAUGAUCUGUAUGAAAUAUGUAUUCUUCGUCAUCAACUUCCUUCUGUUCUGUUUAGGUAUAGCCGUUACGGGAAUCGGAAUAUGGAUUUUAAAGGACGAAAGAAUAGGACAUUAUUCAGUCGACGAGUCCUUCGAAGCUACAGAAUUGUUAUAUAAAGCAUCGUAUGUAGUUAUUGUUUUUGGACUGACAUUACUUAUACUAGGCUUCGUAGGAUGCUGCGGCGUAUUUAUGGACAGCUUAUGCCUUAUUUGCUUUUUCGCCAGCUUCCUCAUUGUGCCUAUAAUACUUUGUAUAGCGGCAUUAGUUGUUGCUUGGUAUGCCUCCAGCAACCAAAAGGUAAGAAGUUUAAUAGAAGAGCAACUUGAUGACUAUCAGCUGAAAUCCGAAAUUUUUAGUGAAAUUGAAUAUAAAUUGGAAUGCUGCGGUGUACGUGGAUCGGGUGAUUAUAGAGGAAAUAUACCCGAGUCAUGUCGAGAUUCGAAAAGUAACGUCUUACAUACCGAAGGAUGUUUGAAUAAAUUUUUUGAAGUAUUAAGUACUAUGUCUGGUGUUAUAUGCGGAAUGUCAUCGACGAUUAUUGUUUUGGCGAUUAUUUCCCUUGUUUUGGCCUUACUUAUAAGAAGAAGCGUAGACAGUGCAACGAAAGGCGUUGUUUAGAUAAAAUCCUCCUCUCGAACUUGAAAAGAAUUCACCAAUCUGUAUUCAGUCGACGAUAUUAUUGCCACAAUAGUCAUUAUAGUACAGUCAAUGCUAGUCAAAUUUAUUACAUAAACUGCUACAAUUUUAUGAACUAGUAACAAUGUAUUCGUACGCUUCUGCUGUAUUAUAUUACAGGCAAAACCUCGAUUUAACAGACUGGAUUUAAUGAACGAAAUUUUAGAUCCAUAUGACACUUAUGACUAAAAUCUUAAUAUAAAAUUUUAUAUACUUUUUGUGUGAUUAAAUUAACAAGUUAUUUUUUCAAAUUCAAGUCACCAUUCUUACCUUCUCGCCAGAAUGGGAAUGUU
Messenger RNA from Centruroides sculpturatus (bark scorpion), 1219 nucleotides. RefSeq names its product 23 kDa integral membrane protein-like. The record is from RefSeq and is a predicted model, not a curated record. The coding region runs from base 213 to 869 and encodes 218 amino acids. NCBI's taxonomy places the organism in Eukaryota, Metazoa, Arthropoda, Arachnida, Scorpiones, Buthidae. The transcript has 7 exons. Gene Ontology annotation, cellular component: membrane.